CUGACAGAACAGCUGCUGUACAUGCUCUCUGCUCGGACGGAGUUUAACUCUCAGACGGAAGCUGCGGAGCCUCAUUUGACUGUUUCUCUGGGCGUCUCUCUCAUCUGAAUAGUGAAAGGAAUGUGUUGGGACACUGCAGAUCUCCCGUGGUCUGUACACAACACAGAGACAUUGCAGGACAGGAGGAGGACAUGGUGCCACGGUCUGGAGCUGAAGUUGAAUCGCGGAUUUUUAUCUCGAGAUGAAAACUGAAGGAUCAUCCUGACCACAGACAUCAGAGGGGACUGCAGCCAUGGACAUAUUCAAACAGCAGAGAGUGGAGGACUUCUAUGAAAUCGGCGAAGAGCUGGGAAGUGGGCAGUUCGCCAUCGUGAAGCAAUGCAGGGAGAAAAGCACGGGCCUGCAAUUCGCCGCCAAGUUCAUCAAGAAGCGGCAGAGCAUGGCGAGCUCUCGAGGAGUGCGACGGGAGGAGAUCGAGCGGGAGGUGAACAUCCUGCAGCAGAUUCAGCACCCCAACAUCGUCACGCUGCACGACGUCUACGAGAACCGCACUGAUGUGGUGCUGAUCCUGGAGCUGGUCUCUGGAGGCGAGCUGUUUGAUUUCCUGGCGCAGAAAGAGUCUCUGAGCGAGGAAGAGGCGACUCAGUUCAUCAAACAAAUCCUCGAGGGGGUCAACUACCUCCACGCCAGGAAGAUCGCCCACUUUGAUCUCAAGCCAGAGAACAUAAUGCUGCUCGACAAGAAUGUGCCGCUGCCGAGAAUCAAACUCAUCGACUUUGGUUUGGCUCACAAGAUUGAAGCCGGGGUUGAGUUCAAAAACAUCUUUGGGACACCUGAGUUUGUUGCACCAGAGAUUGUCAACUAUGAGCCUCUGGGAUUAGAAGCAGACAUGUGGAGCAUUGGCGUCAUCACCUACAUCCUGCUGAGUGGUGCCUCACCUUUCCUGGGGGAGACCAAACAGGACACCCUGGGCAACAUUUCAGCCAUAAAUUAUGAGUUUGAUGAAGAGUUCUUCUGUCACACCAGUGAGCUGGCCAAGAAAUUCAUCAGCCAGUUGCUGGAGAAAGAUAAGAAGAAAAGAUUAACAAUUCAAGAUGCUCUUAAUCACCCGUGGAUCAAGUCCAAUGAGCACAAGGAGGAAAAUAAAGCCCAAGAGCCAAAGAAACGGGAGCGGCGUCAGCUGAAGACCAAGCGGCUGAGGGAGUACACUAUCAAGUCCCACUCAAGCAUGCCGCCCAACAACACUUAUGUAAACUUUGAGCGCUUCGCCCAGGUGUUGGAGGACAUCGACCAGAUGGAGAGCUCGUUCAUUAGUCUGGCAACAGCCCAUGACUCUCUGCAAGAAGACAUUGAUGCCAUGGUCUCUAUAUACAAUGAAAAGGAGGCCUGGUACAAAGAAGAGAGCGAAGGCGUGCGCCACGAGCUCUCGCAAAUCCGAUAUGAGUUCCGUAAGGUCGAGGCCUUGAAGAGGAGCCUGCAGGACGACAUGCAGGCUUUCAGCUCCAGCCUCGGUGCCAUCAGCAGCCGCUACCAGGAGAGACAGAGCCACUUUGAUGCUCUGCGCCUGGAGCUUAGCAACGAGCUGAAGUGGGUGCAGGAGGUGAUGGGCUCAUUUCCCAUGGAUGGAGGUGGUGGAGUUUACCCCAACUGCGCCUUCUCCACUGUCUUCAAUAAUGACGUGAAUGAAGCCUUGAAAGAGCUGCUGAACCGUUCCUGUGGGGGAGAGCUGCUGUCGGGGAUCAACCUGGACAUCAGUGAAACUGGACAGCAAAGAUAAAGGCCAAGUGCACAAGUGCACGUAGGUAUAAUUUCUGGUCUUGUUUUGUUGUGUCAGAGAUAAAAAACAUGUAUUUUGUCUGAUAGUUUAAUACAAAACCAUUAGAAAGUUUUUAUUUGGUGCUGUGGAUGUUUUCAGGUAAGCUGGAUGUAAUCAUCAUUACGCUCCUCAAACACUGUCAGACGCACAAUGAACAGUUAAAAACAAG
Toxotes jaculatrix (banded archerfish) is the source of this 1985-nucleotide messenger RNA. RefSeq names its product death-associated protein kinase 2a (gene dapk2a). The record is from RefSeq and is a predicted model, not a curated record. Bases 293 to 1777 code for a protein of 494 amino acids. Gene Ontology annotation, biological process: positive regulation of apoptotic process; protein phosphorylation; intracellular signal transduction. Gene Ontology annotation, cellular component: cytoplasm; nucleus. Lineage: Eukaryota; Metazoa; Chordata; Actinopteri; Toxotidae. Gene Ontology annotation, molecular function: ATP binding; protein serine/threonine kinase activity. The transcript has 10 exons.